AUGCGCACCGAAGUCAAACGUAUGUGUAGAUGGGGAGGGGCUGGAAGACCCCCAGCACUAGCGCCGGAUAAUCCUCAGCAACCUAUAGUCGCGCUAAAGGCAAGUUACCUAGCUCUAGGCGACCUCUACCUCAACACCACACCUUAUUUAUUAAAUAAUCAAUCUAUCCGCAAUCGCUACCUCACCACUAACUCGCGUAGCCUUAAUCUUAAUCGCGUUUUAACAUACGACAGCUCCACCAAGAUUGUUAUGGCUAGCGAUGAGACAUCAUCCCCGGGUCCAACCCCUCUGGUUACCGCUGAACAAGGCCAUGUGCAAGAUGACUCAGAUGUUUCCCUCGAUCUCGAUGAGAUGCGCGAGUCCUAUGUUCAUAUCCCUAACACAUCGAGCAUAUUAGUCAUUCAGCAGCCAUUUCAAGAAACCGUUCUAUGGAAACAGACCAUCAUGAGCAAGAAGGGUCAACGCCCCUCGGACGACGACUGUGGGAAAAUGAUGGGCUGGAAACCAGAGACCGUGACCAAGCUCAAGUACGAUAGAGAUGUCACGGAGCUAAUCCUCUACGCCAUUAACCAAUCGAAAGAAGGAGGCAAGUUCUACAAAGCCGACCGCCUUACUACGCUCGAUAUCUUACAUAAGAAGUUCGUGGAGGUAGCCCUACCUCAGCCAUAG
Messenger RNA from Paraphaeosphaeria sporulosa, 669 nucleotides. RefSeq lists its product as uncharacterized. The coding region runs from base 1 to 669 and encodes 222 amino acids. NCBI's taxonomy places the organism in Eukaryota, Fungi, Ascomycota, Dothideomycetes, Pleosporales, Didymosphaeriaceae. The transcript is spliced from 4 exons. The record is from RefSeq and is a predicted model, not a curated record.